Messenger RNA from Punctularia strigosozonata HHB-11173 SS5, 279 nucleotides. RefSeq names its product fungal hydrophobin. The record is from RefSeq and is a predicted model, not a curated record. The annotation marks the transcript as partial. Gene Ontology annotation, molecular function: structural constituent of cell wall. Lineage: Eukaryota; Fungi; Basidiomycota; Agaricomycetes; Corticiales; Punctulariaceae. Gene Ontology annotation, cellular component: fungal-type cell wall. The transcript is spliced from 3 exons.
CCGGCAGCGAGUGCUACCUCUGUGACUGUUAGCCAGUGCAACACCAGCUCCAUUCAGUGCUGCAACAGUGUCCAAAGCUCAUCUUCCCAAUCCUCCGACUUGCUCCUAGGUCUUCUUGGGAUUGUCCUUGACACCGUCGACGGUCUGAUCGGCAUCGGCUGCAGCCCCAUCUCGGUACUCGGUCUCGGCAACGGCGGAUGCAAUGCCUCACCGGUCUGCUGUGAGAACAACAGUUUUGGUGGCUUGAUUUCGAUCGGUUGUGUCGUCAUACAACUUUGA